AUGCGUCAUCGUCUCGGCCGGCCGAGAAGGCAAUGUGUGCUUGUGCAUGGCAUUCGGUACCGACAGGCUGAGGCUGGAGCAGAAAUCUAUCACGACAACACUGCAACCGAGAUGAAUGGAUGCGCUUUUGUCGGUGCCCCCUCUGCCGAAGAGGUGGCCAGUUGUUCCCCUCCGUCCAGCAGCGUGAUUUACAAUGAGCACUUUUGCUUACGCCAAUACCCUCGCCACAAUCUGGUAUCCAAGUUGGGCCGAACUCGUGCAGACGAAUAA
Molecule: messenger RNA, 270 nt
Organism: Protopolystoma xenopodis
Lineage: Eukaryota; Metazoa; Platyhelminthes; Monogenea; Polystomatidea; Polystomatidae
Source: the annotation of a GenBank genome assembly